Paramecium tetraurelia is the source of this 3786-nucleotide messenger RNA. RefSeq lists its product as uncharacterized. The transcript is spliced from 5 exons. NCBI's taxonomy places the organism in Eukaryota, Ciliophora, Oligohymenophorea, Peniculida, Parameciidae. The record is from RefSeq and is a predicted model, not a curated record.
AUGAUUGAAUUAAGAAGUUGCAUCUUUUAGUCUAAUUACUUUUGGUAUUAAUAGCCAAACCAAGAUUUAUUUUAAUCUUCUUUAAUAUAAAUAAAAUCACCAAAAUCGUCGAUAAUUUUAGAUAACUUAAUGUUUCAAGAUAUUAUUGUUUAUAAUUCUUCAGAAACUAUAAUUCUUUUUGAAGCUAAUUCAAUAUUAGCGUAAAAUUUGAAUGUUAAAAAUAUUAAUGUUGAGUUAUAAGAUUUAAUCAAGUCAUUGUGUGGCUUUGCUAUUUUUUAAGCAGAAUUUAUUAAUUUUACUAAUUCUAAUUUUUUUGAUGUGAAUAGUAUUUUCUAUGGAUUUAUUUACAUUUAAUUAAAAUAAGAAGGUAAAGUAAUACUCAAAAAUUGCAUUUUCGAUAAUACAAUUCUAGCAUCUCAUUAGGAUUAUUUAGCCUAAUUAGGGGGAGUAUUAACUAUUGAUGCUUAAUAAUCUACAAUAUAGUUAAAUGUCACUGAUUUUUAAGCCAAGAAUAUUUUUACAUAAUAGAAGUGUGCCUUUUUACAUUUGAUACCAUCUUCUUUAAACAAUUAUAUCUUUAUGAAGAGUCUAUAAUUUAUAAACUUAUACUCUUAAGAAAAUGCAUUUGGUAAAUUUGACUUUUCUUCCAAUAGUAAUAAUAAUAAAAUCUUUCUUUAAUAUAUUACUUUCAACAAUACUGAUGAAUAAGUUAAAAAUAAGUUGGCCAAAUAUACCAAUUAUUAGAAUUCAAGUAAUUUAGAUGGCAUAAUUACAUCAAGUUUUAGUCCUGUGAUAAUAUUUCAUUUUCAUUAUACUGGUUAUUUAAAUUAACCCAUUUGUAGACUAAGAAAUGGCGAUUUAAGAUUAAAGUAAUUUUUCUUAACAUCUAUUAUGAUAAUAAAUGAACUUUCUCAUAUAGUUAGUGUUGAAACUAGUUUAAUGAAAAACAUCUUUAUUGAAGAUUUUAUUCUUCUUAACAUUGAAUCUUAAAAGUAAUUGGGUUACUUCUUCAAAUUAAAUUAAACUUAAUAGUCUUAGUAUUUAAGAUUUAGGAAUCUUAAACUUAUCAAUAUUAAAUGCCCAUUUUGUUAGAAUGGAUUAACAAUGUUCUUAAGUGAUUCAAAUCAUUAAAAUAUCUUAUUUUCUAACAUUAACUUUGUAGAUAAUAAUUGUGGAUAUAAUAGUUGUUUUAUAGUCAAAAGUAAAUCAAUCAAAUUUUAUAAAUCUAAGUUUGUGAGUAAUUUAGCAUAAUCAAAUGGAAUACUGUAAUUUUAAAAUAGUUCAAUCAAUUUAAAUUAAAUUGUUUUGAAAAAUAAUGUUGUAUCAAAUAUUGCUGGUGCAAUUUAUUUGUCCAAUUCUUCAAUAAUUGCAAAAGAUAUCAGUAUAAUAAAUAAUAGUGCAAAAAUUGGUGGAGCAAUGUUUAUUGAAUAAAAUAAAUUGUAAAAGAAUACAAUAAUUAAUUUGAUGUUGUAUGAAAAUAAGGCUGUAGAUGGAUUAAACAACAUAAAGGAAGAAGCAGAUUUUUUGAAAUUGUCAAUUUAUGGAGUUGUUCUAAAGACUAAGAGAUAAGAGAUGGGAUAUUUAGUAGUUGAUAGUCCAGAGUAUUUAGUAAAUUAUAAGAAAUAACGGAUUAAUGAUACCUAUAUUAAAGUUGCAAGUGGAUAAAUGCUAAAAGAUUUCUAAAUUUUUGACAAGUCUUAAAUGUAAUAUGUAAAAAACAAUAUCUCAUUAAGAAUAGAAAUUUAUACUUAACUUGGAGAAAAAUUAAUCGAUAACUAAAAUAAUAAAUGCUAUUUUGAAUAAUUGUACGUUGAUUAAGAAAAAGAUUAUUAAUUAUAGGAGAUUUUGAUAAGCUCUCAAUUAGAGAAUGUAACAAUUUCAUCCUUUAAUACUGAAACACAAUCUUAUAAUUUAGAUAAUAUGAUGUUUAAUUUAGAUCCUUAUUCUACUCAGGAGAUUUAUUUAUUAGUAAAAUCAUAUUGUGAAGGCAUGAAAGAAAAUCAUUUAUUCAUUUUUAAUGUAAGGACAUUAAAAUGUGAAAUUGGUGAAUAUUAUAGUAAUCAAUAAUGUUUAAAAUGUGAUUUUGAUAAAGGUUAUUAUUCAGUGGAAAAGGAUUCAAUCGAAUGUUAAAGAUUAGAUCCCAAGAAAAUUAAAGCUGUAACAUCUUAGUCAAUUGAACUAUUGCCAGGUUUUUGGAGAUAUUCCUAUUAUUCCCAUUAUAUAGAAGAAUGCGAAAGCAUUGAAUAGUGUAUUGGAGGUUGGAAAGUAAAUUACGAGUCAUGUAAAACAGGUUCGAUUGGAGCAAUUUGCAAAGAAUGUGAUCUAUAUAAUAUUAGGGGAGAUUCCACAUAUUUAAAAUCACUUCUUGGAGAAUGUGAAAGAAGGGAAUUGAAGCCAAUAAUCAUCAUAAUUACUUUGAUCUUAAUGAUAUUAUUAGAACCUUUGGGGUUACAUACAAAAUCUCAGGAUUCUAAAAUUAAAGACAAAACACUUCAAGUUGUUAUUUCGAUGCCAAAUAGGUAUACUCUUAGUUUUAUAAUUUAAGAUCAAUUCUCCACAUUGAUAAGAUUACUUGUACAUUAAAUGUAAAUAUUAUAUCCUUUACUUCCUCCCCUAAGUUUUGAAUCUUACUUUUCUUAAAUUAUUUGGCCUAUUGGAAAAUCUUCGAAAUCUUUAUUGUUUUUAGUCCAUUUUGUAGCUGAUUAAUUUUAGAUAUCUAUCAUUUACUUAAAAGUAAUUUGGGCAAUUUUGAUACCUAUUGGAUAAAUAUUAUUGCUUGGACUCUUAUAUUCAAUGUGUUCAAAAUUAUUUAUAGAUAGAAAUAGAAGUUACAAAUACACUCUAACAUCAUUUCUCUUCCUAUUAUUUUAUUCGAUGCCAAACAUUAUGGAAGAGUUAUCAUCUCUGACAUCCUCCAGAAGAGUUGUAAAUAUAGAGUGGAUAGAAGCUAAUAUGGCAUAUAUAUUUGAAACAGAUCAGCAUUAUUCAUGGAUUUUUUACUUUAUUCUACCUAUAAUGUUAACUCUUUUUUUCACUAUUCCAUUCAGCACUUUAAUUUUGAUAAGGAAAACACAUAGGACUAUUCAUAAAAUUGAUCCUACGAUCGGAAUUUAUGGAUUUCUUUGUAAUGAUUACAAGGAAUAAUUGUACUAUUGGGAAUUAGUCAACUUAGAAAUGAGAUAAAUAGUAAUCGUAAUAUAUGCAUAUGUGAAUGAUUUGAGAAUGAUAUUCAAGAACUUGAUGGUCAUUUUAAUCUUAUUUAUAUACUUUGUUGCAAUAUCCCUAAAAAAACCGUAUGAGAAAUCAAAUAUCAAUAAAAUAGAAUAAGUGGGAUUGUUUUUAUGCUCAAUAUUUGUGUGUUUCAGUAGUUUAUCUUAUGAAACUAAAGUUGAAGGGUUAAUGGAGGUUUAAUUUAUUGCAGAACUAAUAAUGAUUAUAAUCCUGUUAUUCUUGAUGAUUUACAUCUUCUACCAUAUCAUCUAAACCUUCAUCCGGAAAAAUGAUGAAUAUUUUGAUAGAUUGAGGAAGAUUAUUUUAUUAAAAUUGCCCAAAAUCAUUUAUUGUUUCCCUUUUAUUAGAAAGUGUCUAAUUUCUAAGGCAGAAACCCGUCGAAAUGUAACAAAACGAUUUCUUUUGAUUAAGCAAUAUUUAAAGAUUCAUAGAUAGAAUAACCCAAGGAGUCUCCGAUAGACAAUUAAUUUCAAUAGUGAGGAUACACAUGUUAUAAUGUCCUAAAUUUAGAGAUCAGAUCAUCGUAAUUUAAUAAUGUCAUCUUUUUUAUACUGA